AUGCGAGUAUGUGGAUGUAAAAAUGGCGGGACUUGUGUCCAAUUAACUGAUGGUUCUGGUAAAUGUGCCUGCCCUGUCCCUUACGGCGGAUUGAACUGUGAACUGGCGUGUCCACCGCAGUUUGAGGUUACGUUCAGGACAAGUUGCUACAGUUUCAACAUAGCACUGAAAGGCAACUUCUACCAGGCUAAAGCCCACUGCGAGUCAAUGGGAGCGAGGCUUGUCGCCGUUGACGAUGAAGAGGAGCACACCUUUAUUAGACAAUAUAUUAUGGCCGACGAAGCUCGCAACGCCACCUCCUGGUUUACUGCAGCAACAGAUGAAGCCUCUGAAGGUACCUGGGUAUUGUCCGGAUGGGGCGACAUUCCAGCACCGUUUACUGCAUGGGGCCCAGGUGAACCAAAUAGCAAAGGGGGCAAUCAAGACUGUGUACAAUACUAUAAAACCACCAAGCUUUUUGAUGACGUUCAAUGCAGUUAUAGUAUUAACUUUAUAUGUGAAACAGAAGCGACCUAGACAACGACGCAUACUGAAAAAAUAUAUACAGGAUAUAAUCCGCAUGGGAAGGAACCAAUAUUAGCACAAUAAUACAAUCUUUUUGUAUCUCAUUUUAUUCGUACCUUAUAUAUUCAAGAAAUGUAUGGUUGGUAAAUUAAAUUUCUUGUAAACUAUGGUUUGUUGACUUCGGCUUACAGAUUGGCUCUCCGUAAGAGAACACAAAAUGGUCAAAUAACUAAGGAUUUUUCCAACGAGCCCUUGGUGAAUUAGUCACAGGGAAAAUAUGGAAACGUCAUCAUACUUAAAGGGCAACAUGGAUACGUUGUAGCAUGUUUUACGCUUUCAAGAUAAUUUAUGAAAUUUCUUCCGAUGCUGUUAAGGUUGUCAAUUCAGGUUAUGAGAUCAACGUUUUUAUGCUGCCUGCUGUCAAAUUUAUACCUACGGAUACUUUUUCUAACGUCAACACUGCUGCUCUCUCCGUCAUUUCCUUAUGUUACACCAUCCAUUUGUAAUGAAGACAUUUCUAAUCGGAUUGCUCUUUUUGAUGACUACAUGUACCGUUACAUGGAUGGAAUUCUAUGGUUUUGUAUACAAAUGCAUCUUUCUUUUAAUCGGCUCACACAUGCAAACAAGAAUUGUAAUAUUUUUCCUUAGGGUAAUCUUCAAUGUUCGUGGCCGCCCUAAAUCUAUAUUAAAUGAAACCUUGGCUGUCUGAACAGGUACUUAUAUACGUGACGUACCGGUAUCUUAUGCUUGUGCGCUUCCAGUAUUACAUGCCGUGUACGUUUUCAUUAAAUUUCGUCAUAUCAGGAAGAACUUUUGCUUACAUUUAGUCUGUCAAAUAUUUAGCCGUCAUUCAAGUCAGUGUGGACUGCAUUAAUAAGCUAAUAUAUUUGCAUCAUCCAUCGUGUCCCGAGUAAAUUUUAUUUACAUUUUAUCUAAUAGAGGGUGUUUUUUGUCAUGGUUUAUGGCUUCUGGAUCCUGUUCAGCAACCAGAUGGUAUAUCUUCUUCUGUUUGGAUGUUGUAUAUUUUUGUCGUGUGCCGAUGUAGCGUCUUUCUGAAAUCCUGUAUGAAAUGUACAUAUUAUGACGUUUAUGAUAUAGCAUAUCUUUGCAGUG
This is a messenger RNA of Lingula anatina, 1617 nucleotides long. RefSeq names its product brevican core protein-like. The record is from RefSeq and is a predicted model, not a curated record. Lineage: Eukaryota; Metazoa; Brachiopoda; Lingulata; Lingulida; Lingulidae.